Messenger RNA from Thamnophis elegans (Western terrestrial garter snake), 1591 nucleotides. Its product is annotated as hepatic lectin-like. The transcript has 8 exons. Lineage: Eukaryota; Metazoa; Chordata; Lepidosauria; Squamata; Natricidae. The record is from RefSeq and is a predicted model, not a curated record. The coding region runs from base 59 to 934 and encodes 291 amino acids.
AGAUGAUGAGCACUGAUCUGCUUUCUUAAAAACACUUCUAGAAGAGGUUUAUGCAACAAUGCAACAUAUUAGAGCAAUUUCUUGCAGAAACAAAAAAGAGGAAAUUUCUUGUCACUCAUUCGGGACAAGAAGAUUAAUAAUGGAGGAAGAACUUCAGACACCUAGAAGAAGAGAUCAUACUGUUUGGUUUAGGAAUAGGAAGCAUAUUCUAUUAUGGGUCACGAUGGGCAUUGCCUUUGUGCUACUCCUAGCUCUUUCCUCCCAGAGCCUCAGAAAUGAUUCAGAAGUCUCCAAAGAUAUCAACAAACAGAACAGAGAAUUAUCAUUAUUAUGUAACAACUCUGGGAAAUUGGAUGAAUUCAAAACAGAAAUUGCUAACGAUAUCAGACAAGUGUGUGGAAGUGUAAGCACUUUCAAAGCUGAUUUGGCAAAGAACUGCAGUUUGAGUCCUGUGUUAGAAACACUGGAAGAGCUCAAAAGAGACAACGCUAGAAUUGCAGAAGAUGUGAUGCAGAUCCUGGACGCAGUACGUAACUUCACGGAGGUACACUGUACAACCUGUCCAGCUCACUGGCUGCCCUAUCAAAACAGCUGCUACUUGUUUUCUUUCGCAAAGAACCCCUGGAAGAUAGCUCAGCAGUCUUGUGAAAAUGAAGAUUCUCACCUGGUUAUUUUGAACAGUGGGCUAGAACAGAACUUUUUGGUAAAACAUAUGGGCCAUGAGCAGGUGUUUUGGAUAGGCUUGAGUGAUGCUCACAAGGAAAACCAGUGGAUCUGGGUGGAUAAUACAACUUUAUCUUUGUCCUUUUGGGGGAAUGGUGAACCCAAUAACGCUGGAUCAAAUGAGGACUGUGCUACCCUGCGCGUCACUGGGAAAUGGAAUGAUGUCGCCUGCUCUGGAAAGCAAUACUGGAUCUGUGAAAAGAAAUGUUAGCCAUGCUCCUGUCCGCAGUAGCCCUUUGCAAGCUUGAAAGAACUGCUAUUAUAUUAUCCUGGAAGCCUCCAGAAUCAUGUUCAUAUGACCCUUUUAAAAAAUGCAGUAGCGAAGGCCUUCAUCCUCUUCAUCCUCCUCCCCCUCUCUCCUCCCCUAGCUUUUGUGCCCUCUCAAUCUUGAAUAUUGAUUGCAUCUUUUGUUUUUCUCUUGGGGUUCACACUGAGUCAUAGAGAAACAACUGCAUGCAAACAGGUCUUCCUUCCUUCAAAGCAAGGGAGCAACUGUUACUUGCUGGAGCUUUAUUUAAACUGCAUCUGUGAUCAUGCUUGCUACGGUGUCCCAAGGGAAUUGAAUGCAUUGCUUGUACAUGACCGAUAUUUGUUACUUAACAUGAAAAGUUGGAAUAUGUUUUUAUGCUAUUAUGAUUUUGUUAUCCAGGGGUGGUGGGGCGCUAAGACUUCCUUCCUCCACAUAUAUGUGAGCAGUGUUGCUUUCAUCCUGAUGCAGUAACAGGUGGAGAAAAAUAAGCCAUUGGAGGUAAAACCACAGAAAACUCUUAUUCCUAAAGAUUGCAUGUCUCUUUUCUCUGCUUCCCACCUCAGCCUCUGCUGCAGUUAAGUAGCAGCUUCAUUCAAUAAAAAUAAUUUUUAGUCAAUA